ACUGGAAGAAGCCGGGUCCUGGCGCCCUCUCCUCCCGCCGCCUGCUUCUCGCCUCGCCAUGGUUCGUCUGCCUCUGCAGUGUCUCCUCUGGGGCUGCUUUUUGACCGCCGUCCACCCAGAACCACCCACUGUCUGCGAAGAAAACCAGUACCUUAUAAAUAGUCGGUGUUGUAGUAUGUGCCCGCCAGGACAGAAACUGGUGAACGACUGCAGAGAGCUCACCGAAACAGAAUGCAUUCCCUGCAGUAAAGACGAAUUCCUAGCCACUUGGAACCGAGAGAAAUACUGUCACCAGCACAGAUACUGCAACCCCAACCUAGGGCUCCGGAUCCAGACAGAGGGCACCUUGAAUACAGAUACCACUUGCAUAUGUGUUGAAGGCCAACACUGUACCAGUCACACCUGCGAAAGUUGCACCCCUCACAGCUUGUGUCUUCCUGGCUUUGGGGUCAAGCAGAUCGCUACAGGGGUUUCUGACACCAUCUGUGAACCCUGCCCAGUCGGCUUCUUCUCCAAUGUGUCAUCUGCUUUCGAAAAGUGUUACCCUUGGACAAGCUGUGAGAGCAAAGGCCUGGUGGAACAACACGCAGGGACUAACAAGACAGAUGUCGUCUGUGGUUUCCGGAAUCGGAUGAGAGCCCUGGUGGUGGUCCCCGUCACGAUGGUGAUCCUGUUCACUGUCCUGUUCAUAUCUGCCUGUAUCAGGAGGAUGGCCAAGAAGCAGGAGACUAAGGCCCCGCACCCUAAGACUGAAAGGCAGGAUCCUGUGGAGACAAUUGAUCCGGAGGAUUUUCUCGGCCCCCACCCCACCCCUCCAGUGCAGGAGACCUUACACUGGUGUCAGCCGGUGGCCCAGGAGGAUGGCAAAGAGAGCCGCAUCUCCGUGCAGGAGAGAGAGUGAGGCUGUGUGUGCCCCGGAGCGUGGCGGCACUGGCACGUAGUCGGAGAGCCUGGGGCUGCUGCGGGUGAGGGUGACAGGCCCCCUCUACCUGCACCCCUGCAGUCCAGAAACAGUGCACCUCGGGGCCCCUUUCACCCCAGCCCCGGGGCCCAUUCCGUCUUCCAACCUGCUUUUAAAGAUGGUAACAAAACGUGGGGGAGGCCACACAACGAUAUCCACCAAACCUUCCAACCCAGGGGUUCCGUGCCGACAGAUGUAACGCGGUGGCUUCUACGAGCCCAGGAGGCAUGUACACGGGUAUGCAUUGCAGCAUUGUUUGUGGCAGUGAGCAGCUGGAAAUUGCUUAACUGUCCAUCCACAGGGGACUGGCUAAAUAAAAUUGUAAUAUAUUUAUGCAACAGGAUCUUGAAAACACUGUCAUGGGGGAUAAAACAAAAGCAGGUUGCAGAAUGGUGG
This is a messenger RNA of Hippopotamus amphibius kiboko, 1357 nucleotides long. It is a transcript of the gene CD40, whose product is annotated as CD40 molecule. Gene Ontology annotation, biological process: positive regulation of isotype switching to IgG isotypes; immune response-regulating cell surface receptor signaling pathway; positive regulation of blood vessel endothelial cell migration. Gene Ontology annotation, cellular component: CD40 receptor complex; external side of plasma membrane. Bases 59 to 901 code for a protein of 280 amino acids. The record is from RefSeq and is a predicted model, not a curated record. Gene Ontology annotation, molecular function: antigen binding; signaling receptor activity; protein binding. NCBI's taxonomy places the organism in Eukaryota, Metazoa, Chordata, Mammalia, Artiodactyla, Hippopotamidae. The transcript has 9 exons.